AUGGGGGUUACAGACACACCUGCGACCGCCACGAAUGGCUUUGGGAGCUCAUUCGCAGCGAAACAUAACUUACCGUCACACUUUAUCGGAGGCAAUCGCCUAGAUCUUGCACCUCCGGGGAAAGUGAAGGACUUUGUUGCGAAGAAUGAUGGCCAUUCAGUAAUUACUUCGGUUCUUAUCGCAAAUAAUGGCAUUGCUGCCGUCAAAGAAAUUCGAGAUGUCCGAAAAUGGGCCUAUAAUACAUUUGGCGAUGAGCGGGCAAUUCAGUUUACGGUCAUGGCUACACCGGAGGAUUUAAGAGCGAAUGCAGACUAUAUUCGGAUGGCAGACCAAUAUGUUGAGGUCCCCGGAGGCACAAAUAACAACAAUUAUGCUAAUGUAGAACUGAUUGUGGACAUUGCGGAGCGUAUGGGUGUUCAUGCUGUUUGGGCAGGAUGGGGCCAUGCUUCAGAAAACCCAAAGCUGCCUGAAUCGCUUGCCGCAUCUCCGAAAAAGAUAAUUUUUAUUGGCCCUCCCGGUUCUGCAAUGCGUUCUCUUGGAGAUAAGAUCUCUUCCACCAUCGUUGCGCAACACGCUGGAGUUCCCUGCAUUCCUUGGUCUGGAGAAGGUAUAGAUGAUGUUACAAUCGAUGAAGAUGGUAUCGUGACCGUAGAGGACCAUAUUUAUGACAAAGGAUGCACACAUUCUCCGCAAGAAGGGCUUGAAAAAGCUAGGAUUAUAGGUUUUCCCGUCAUGGUCAAAGCAUCGGAAGGAGGAGGUGGGAAGGGUAUUCGGAAAGUUGAUAGAGAAGAGGAUUUCAUCAACUUGUAUAAUGCUGCGGCAAGCGAAAUUCCCGGAUCCCCAAUCUUCAUCAUGAAAUUAGCGGGUAACGCGAGACAUUUGGAAGUUCAGUUAUUGGCCGAUCAAUAUGGAAACAAUAUCUCUCUGUUUGGUCGUGAUUGUUCAGUACAGAGACGGCACCAGAAAAUUAUCGAGGAGGCUCCUGUCACUAUUGCAAAGCCGGAAACAUUUAGAGCAAUGGAGCGAGCCGCUGUGAGGCUUGGGAAGUUGGUUGGCUACGUUUCUGCAGGAACGGUUGAAUACCUCUAUUCCCAUGCGGAUGACAAGUUUUAUUUCCUGGAGCUCAACCCCCGUCUGCAAGUCGAACAUCCCACAACAGAAAUGGUUUCUGGCGUGAAUCUCCCAGCUGCUCAGCUCCAGAUUGCCAUGGGAAUUCCGCUGCACCGCAUUCGCGAUAUUCGUCUUCUUUACGGCGUGGAUCCCAACACCAGCUCCGAAAUCGACUUCCACUUUGAAAAUGAGGAGAGUACCAAGACUCAACGCCGACCGAAACCAAAAGGCCACACAACUGCUUGUCGUAUCACUUCCGAAGAUCCAGGUGAAGGCUUCAAGCCAUCCAGCGGAACAAUGCACGAACUCAACUUUCGAAGUAGCUCUAAUGUCUGGGGUUACUUCUCUGUUGGUACCGCUGGUGGAAUUCACAGCUUCUCCGAUUCUCAAUUCGGCCAUAUCUUUGCCUACGGUGAGAAUCGCUCUGCUUCACGAAAGCACAUGGUCGUUGCACUGAAGGAGUUGAGCAUUCGAGGCGAUUUCCGGACAACCGUUGAGUAUCUCAUCAAACUACUUGAGACACCCGCUUUUGAGGACAAUACCAUCACGACUGGUUGGUUGGAUCAGUUGAUUUCCAAUAAGUUGACGGCUGAACGGCCAGAUCCAAUGAUCGCUGUGAUCUGCGGAGCUGUUACUAGGGCUCAUCUUUCUAGCGAGGCGUGUAUCGCGGAAUACCGGAAGGGCAUUGAGAAGGGUCAAGUGCCUUCCAAAGAUGUUUUGAAAACGGUUUUCCCCGUCGAUUUUAUUUACGAAGGAUUCCGAUAUAAAUUCACGGCCACGAGAUCAAGCAACGAUAACUAUCAUCUCUUCAUUAAUGGGUCCAAAUGCUCCGUUGGGGUUCGUGCUCUUGCUGAUGGUGGAUUGCUUGUUCUUUUGGACGGACGAAGCCAUAAUGUUUAUUGGAAGGAGGAAGCCGCUGCAACUCGUCUGAGUGUCGAUGGCAAAACAUGUCUGCUCGAGGAGGAGAAUGACCCCACACAACUCCGCACACCGAGCCCUGGAAAGCUGGUCAAGUACACUGUGGAAAACGGGGAGCAUGUUAAAGCCGGACAACCAUUCGCUGAGGUCGAGGUCAUGAAGAUGUACAUGCCACUCAUCGCCAAAGAGGAUGGGAUUGUCCAACUGAUAAAGCAACCUGGAUCUACUCUCGAAGCUGGAGAUAUUCUGGGUAUUCUCGCAUUAGACAAUCCAUCCAGAGUGAAACACGCGCAGCCAUUCCUUGGGCAGUUACCAGAUUUAGGCCCCCCGCAAGUCGUCGGUAAUAAGCCUCCCCAACGAUUUGGCUUGCUGCACAAUAUCUUGUGGGAUAUUCUCCGUGGGUUUGACAACCAAGUCAUCAUGGGAGCCACUUUGAAAGAGUUGGUUGAAGUUUUGCGGAACCCCGAACUUCCCUAUGGAGAGUGGAACGCUCAAGUCUCAGCCCUUCACUCACGGAUGCCACAGAAGCUCGAUUCCCUACUUGCACAAGUUGUUGACAGAGCCAAGACGCGAAAGGCGGAAUUCCCUGCCAACCAGUUGAUGAAGACACUUAGCCGCUUCAUCGAUGACAAUGUUACACCUGCCGACGCUGAUAUUCUCCGCACAAGUCUCCAACCUCUCGUGGACGUCAUUCGACGGUAUAGUGAGGGAUUGAAAGUCCAUGAAUAUAAAGUUUUCAUUGGCAUUCUUCAACAGUACUGGGACGUUGAACACCUAUUCGCAGGCCGAAAUAUGCGCGACGAAGAUGUGAUCCUUAAACUAAGAGAGGAGAACAAAGAUGACAUUUUUGGCGUCAUACAAACGGUUUUGUCCCACAGCAAGGUCGGGGCGAAGAACAAUUUGCUCUUAGCGAUUUUGGAUAUGUAUCGCCCCAACAAACCGAAUGCCGGCAACGUGGGGAACUAUUUGAAACCUAUCCUAAAAAAGCUGGCAGAGCUGGAAUCCCGCGCAACUUCUAAAGUCGCGCUGAAGGCCCGCGAAGUUCUUAUCCAGUGCGCUCUCCCAUCCCUGGAGGAGAGGGUCGCCCAGAUGGAACAUAUCCUGCGAUCUUCAGUUGUGGAAUCGAAAUACGGAGAGACCGGCUGGGAUCAUAGAGAGCCUGACAUCAAUGUCUUGAAAGAAGUGGUUGACUCGAAGUACACUGUCUUUGACGUUCUCCCUCUGUUCUUCGGGCAUCAGGACCAGUGGGUAUCCCUGGCAGCGCUUGAGGUGUAUGUCCGCCGUGCCUAUCGAGCAUAUAAAUUGAAGGGUAUCGAAUAUCACAACCAGCAUGAGAGUCCGUUCUUUAUUUCCUGGGAUUUUACUCUCGGAAAGGCUGGUGGUCAAUCUGAUUUUGGAAUGGUGGCCGGUUCAUCUCACCCGUCCACUCCCACCACGCCCACGAUGGAAAGCAAUCCAUUCAAGAAAAUCAGCUCCAUUAGUGACAUGUCAUACUUGGUUAACAAGGGGGUCAAUGAGCCAAUGAGGAAAGGGGUUAUCAUUCCCGUUAAUUAUCUCGAUGAUGCCGAGGAGAUGCUUUCGAGGGCACUGGAGGUUUUUCCCCGUGCAGAGUCGCAGAAGAGCAGCGGAAGCUCCAUUACCCUAUCUUUAGCGGCUUUGCGCAAGCCAACACCUCGUGUUGAAAGCAUCGAUGAGCUUACAGGCGUUUGCAACGUUGCGAUCCGUGAUAUCGAGGAUCUUGAUGAUACGGAGAUGGUGUCGCGCAUUACCAAGCUUGUCUCUGAAGUCAAAGAAGAGCUUCUCGCUCGCCGGGUGAGAAGACUUACAUUUAUCUGUGGGCAUAAGGAUGGGACUUAUCCUGGUUAUUUUACGUUCAGAGGACCUACUUACAAUGAAGAUGAGAGCAUUCGACACAGCGAACCUGCGCUUGCCUUCCAACUGGAAUUGGGAAGACUUUCCAAAUUUAGAAUUAAGCCUGUCUUUACGGAAAAUCGGAAUAUUCACGUUUACGAGGCAAUUGGAAAGGGACCGGAGAGUGACAAGGCUGUUGAUAAGCGAUAUUUCACGAGAGCUGUUGUUCGCCCGGGCCGAUUGCGAGAUGAUAUUCCCACGGUGGAGUAUCUUAUCUCUGAGGCUGACAACUUAAUGAAUGACAUCCUGGACGCUCUGGAAAUUAUUGGCAAUAACAACUCUGAUUUGAAUCAUAUCUUUAUCAACUUUACGCCCGUUUUUCCCCUUCAGCCGGCUGAUGUCGAAAGGGCCUUGGCAGGCUUCCUGGAACGCUUUGGUAGACGACUCUGGCGCCUCCGCGUCACUGGAGCUGAAAUCCGUAUCCUCUGCACGGAGCCGACGACUGGAAUGGCCUAUCCCCUCCGUGUAGUCAUCAAUAACACCUCAGGAUACAUUAUCCAAGUGGAAAUGUAUGCUGAGCGAAAGUCCGAGAAAGGGGAAUGGAUAUUCCAGAGCAUCGGUGGCACGACAAAAAUAGGAUCCAUGCAUCUUCGUCCAGUUUCAACACCGUAUCCCACGAAGGAAUGGCUGCAACCCAAACGAUAUAAGGCCCAUUUAAUGGGUACUCAAUACGUCUACGACUUCCCGGAGCUAUUCAGACAGGCUUUUCAGAACUGCUGGACAAAGGCUAGUGAAGAGCAUUCUUCCCUCGCUGACAAACGGCCUGCUGUGGGCGAGUGUAUCGACUACAACGAACUCGUGCUUGACGAUUCUGACAAUUUAAUCGAGGUCGCGCGAGAGCCUGGGACCAAUACGCAUGGGAUGGUUGGCUGGAUGAUCACUGCAAGAACUCCCGAAUACCCGCGUGGCAGGCGCUUCAUCGUUAUCGCCAACGAUAUCACAUUCCAGAUUGGAUCUUUUGGACCCCAAGAAGAUAAAUUUUUUCAUAAGUGCACUGAGCUUGCUAGGAAGCUUGGGAUACCUCGUAUCUACCUUUCUGCCAACUCCGGUGCUCGUAUCGGAAUGGCAGAGGAGCUGAUGCAUCACUUCUCUGUUGCGUGGAAUGAUCCGGAGCGACCAGAAGCUGGAUUCAAGUAUCUUUACCUUACCCCGGAAGUGAAGAAGAGACUAGACGAGAGGAAGACAAAGAACGUCAUCACUGAACUUGUCACGGAAAACAGUGAGGAAAGACAUAUGAUCACCACUGUUAUCGGUGCAGAAGACGGCCUUGGUGUCGAGUGCCUGAGAGGCUCUGGUCUCAUUGCUGGCGCCACCUCGAAGGCCUACGAAGACAUCUUCACGAUUACACUUGUGACCUGUCGUUCUGUUGGGAUUGGCGCCUACCUCGUUCGUCUGGGCCAGCGGGCAAUUCAAGUUGAAGGGCAGCCUAUUAUCCUCACUGGUGCCCCUGCUAUCAACAAGCUUCUUGGAAGAGAAGUCUAUACAUCCAACUUGCAGUUGGGUGGAACACAAAUUAUGUACAAGAAUGGUGUUUCACACAUGACCGCAAAUGAUGACUUUGAAGGUAUUCAGAAGAUCGUGCAAUGGAUGUCAUUUAUACCAGACAAGAAGAAUUCGCCUGUCCCAAUUCGACCAUAUUCCGACACUUGGGAUCGAGAUAUUGCAUAUUAUCCCCCAGCCAGGCAAACUUACGAUGUUAGGUGGCUCAUUGCUGGUAAGCAGGAUGAAGAGGGUUUCUUACCUGGUUUCUUCGACAAGGAUUCCUUUCAGGAAACACUUGCUGGAUGGGCGAGGACCGUGGUUGUGGGACGUGCUAGACUUGGUGGAAUUCCCAUUGGCGUCAUCGCAGUGGAGACACGCUCUGUCGACACUGUCACACCUGCCGACCCUGCCAAUCCAGAUUCAAUGGAGUUGAUUUCCACGGAAGCUGGUGGAGUUUGGUAUCCAAAUUCUGCAUUCAAGACCGCCCAGGCUCUCAAAGAUUUUAACUUUGGCGAACAGCUUCCUGUGAUGAUUCUUGCUAACUGGAGAGGGUUCUCUGGUGGUCAACGAGACAUGUACAACGAAGUACUAAAGUACGGUUCUUAUAUUGUCGACGCGCUUGUGAAAUACCAGCAACCUGUUUUUGUUUAUAUCCCGCCAUUUGGAGAACUGCGUGGUGGUUCCUGGGUUGUGAUCGAUCCCACCAUCAAUCCAGAACAAAUGGAAAUGUACGCUGAUGAGGAGUCCCGCGGCGGUGUCCUUGAGCCAGAAGGCAUCGUCAAUAUCAAAUACCGUCGCGAUAAGCAGCUGGAUACCAUGGCCCGUUUGGACCCGGAAUACGGCGAGCUUCGAAAAGCACUCAACGAUAAAUUCCUCCCCGCUGACCAACUUUCCAAGAUCAAAGCCAAGAUGACCGAAAGAGAAGAACAACUCCUGCCAGUCUACAUGCAAAUCGCCCUUCAAUUUGCCGACCUCCACGACCGCGCCGGCCGCAUGAAGGCCAAAGAAACCAUCCGCCAAGCCCUCCAAUGGAAAAAUGCCCGGCGGUUCUUUUACUGGCGUCUCCGUCGCCGUCUCAGCGAGGAACUCAUUCUCAAACGCAUGGCUGCAGCCGCUCCUUCGACUACUUCACGCAAUAGCGCUGUCCCGAACAUUACUGCCACCAGCCCUUCUUCCCCCCUCAAACCCGCCACGCCGUCAAGACGUGAUGCCAAUCUAAAUACUCUCCAAUCGUGGACUGGAAUGCUGGAUCGGGAGUUCGACUUCAAUGAUCGCAAGGUUGCUCUGUGGUACGAGGAGAAUAAAAAGAAGGUGCUGGAGAAUGUUGAGCAGAUGAAGGUUGAUGGAGUUGCAGUUGAAGUUGCCCAGUUACUUAUGGGGAACAAGGAUGGUGGGUUGAGAGGUGUGCAGCAGGUACUUAGCAUGCUGCCCGUGGAGGAAAGGGAGGCUGUAUUGAAAUAUUUGGGGUCGCCUUGA
Molecule: messenger RNA, 6897 nt
Organism: Paracoccidioides brasiliensis Pb18
Product: acetyl-CoA carboxylase ACC1
Exons: 5
Coding region: 1-6897 (2298 amino acids)
Biological process (GO): fatty acid biosynthetic process
Molecular function (GO): acetyl-CoA carboxylase activity; ATP binding; metal ion binding
Source: RefSeq, a predicted model, not a curated record